GGAGAGCAGAGCUGCUACCUACUGCAAAAGCUGUAACCUUAACACUUGAAGAUUUUUUUAACACUUCCCAUUUUGUUCUUUAUCUGCCUGCAACAAAUAACAGCAAGUUUUCAGUGGAAUGUGAAUUCCUAAAUGAAGAACUGAGAACCACACAGUUGCCUCUUCCAUAUGCAUUUCCAUUUGGACUGUCAUUAAGUCACAUCAAGAUUAAUUCUUCUGGACUCAUUAAUGUUUUAAAUCUUCAAGGGUUCAAUAAGAUAUACCAGGCUUUUAACAUCAUAAUCAAGAGAAAUUGUACUCAAUCAAUAGAAAUGAAAUCUACUAUUUACAGAUUACAUGUGCCAUGGUCACAUGAGGAUGUCAUUAGAGUACCAAGUGAUGAACUACCACUUCAGCUGUCUGCCAAGUUGCAUGUUCCUCAACCCCAAAAUGACAGUAGGAUGGUAAAAUUAACUCUGUACACAUCUAAAGAUUGCCAUUAUGAGGUAACCAUUUAUACAUCAUUAGUACAAAUGCUCGGACAGAUCAUCAGAUGUCAUUGGCCAUCACUUCAUGUUUAUAUUGUUUCUAACCUGCUUCUUGCGUUUGGUGCACAACUGUAUACAAUAUCCAACAAAGGGUGCAGUUUAGAAUUUGAUGCAUCAUUGGAUGUUGCUGCUAAACCAUACAAGGUUGAUCCUGUUGUCAAUAUUUGUCGAAUUCUUCUCAGUUAUGAUUGGCUCAGAGAUAUCUGGGAUAGCUUAUUGCUUCCACGUCUUGAUUCAUCAGAGUUAUAUUCCAUGAAUCUUCUGUUUCCUCUGGGAUCUGUAUUCCUUUUCAUGCUUGGUACUGGUAUAGCAUAUUGGAGUGGAAUAUUGUUAAAGUCAACAAUUGGAAUACUUUCAUCAACGUGGAACACAUUGAAAAGCAGAAGCACUCAUUUUCCGAAAGAGACCAAAAUUUGGACAAACAAGCUGCUUGCAGAAGCUUUGGUCUUCUCAUUUGUUGCUUGGAGGACCUGUGGUGCAUUUGCUAUUUUAUUUUUGUUUCUUCGUUAUAUGAUUAAGGUUGUCAAGUUGCAGUCUAAUCUGUGGAGACUACUAAAUUCUGAAAAUGUUGCUACAAGUCAUAUGUCUGCCAGCAAACCCACAAUUUCCCGAAUUAAGGAGAGUUCUAAUACAGCAGAAAAUGUUGUUGAAUCAAUCCUUAGUCCACAGAAAGAAGCACUAGAUGUUCCACUUCAUACUUCUGAUUUAAACACAGCUUCUGAAACCAUAAAGAUGCACGUUUCAGUCUUGAACUUACUGUUAUGGCUAACCCUAUUGACUUUACCUUGCUUUAUUUACUGGUUCAAGAAUUUAAGGCACAAGAAACACAUAUGCUUUCUGUACCCUAACUGUAGGCCAAGCAGCAAUGCUACUACUUUCAGAAAUAAUAUUCAACUGGACCCUGAUCCUUUGAGAAUUUUGGCAAUAAUACUCAUCUUUACAGUACAGAUUUUGAUGAACUCCACGUUAUUUUCAAUAAAAUCCAGCAAACUCUUGAAGAUUACAGCUCGGCUUCAACUCCCCUUUUCAGUAUUAGCUGUGGCAUUUGGACAGCUGCAUUUAUACAGAGUACCUUAUUUUAUUACUUUAUCGCUUUUUCUACAUUCAUUGUCAUGCUUUAUAUAAUAGAGAUGCUGUUUGAGUCUAAGCUUAAAUUUUUGCAAUAUGUUAAAUAAAUUUACCAUAGAACUACCGGUAUAUAAUUUCUAUUUCAAUUUUCCAAUUUUCCUAGGAUUUCGUAUUUGUAUAUUAAUAAUUUAGGAAAAUACUAUAUAAAAUAUUCUGUUGAAAACUAAAUAAUCUCUUUGAGGUUUACACAAUUUGUAUACAGAAUGUUUUAAUUGCAUUUUGUAGCACUGUUUAUUGUACACAUAAGGGUUCAUAUUGUGGUGUACUUUUGUCGCAUAUUCAGUCGCAAAGGAGAUUUGUGGCUCAAUCUGCGACUUUUCCCUGUUCGGGUGGCUGAGGUGGCGGAAAUGUGGCUGGGUAAGGACAUGUUAUUUAUCAUUUUCUACACCCAUUUUUGGUGUAGAAAAUUACUUAAAGGGA
Messenger RNA from Bufo gargarizans (Asiatic toad), 2075 nucleotides. Its product is annotated as GPI inositol-deacylase-like. Gene Ontology annotation, cellular component: endoplasmic reticulum. The transcript is spliced from 17 exons. Gene Ontology annotation, biological process: GPI anchor metabolic process; endoplasmic reticulum to Golgi vesicle-mediated transport. The record is from RefSeq and is a predicted model, not a curated record. Gene Ontology annotation, molecular function: phosphatidylinositol deacylase activity. Bases 312 to 1652 code for a protein of 446 amino acids. Lineage: Eukaryota; Metazoa; Chordata; Amphibia; Anura; Bufonidae.